CUUUUGUUCAGGUGCCCUUACAAUGGACCCAAUGCACGGGCUGAUGAUGACGAUGAUGAGGAUGGAGGUGAACAGUUACGACGAAUAUUAUGAAGAUGGCGAUUGUUUAACAAAAAAAAAAAAUCAGUAUUAUAAUUAUAUAUAUGCACACACAUGCUUAUAUAUAUAGGCACAUAUGUGGUGUAAUGUAAACUGCUACAUAUACGUACACGGUAUGAUGUUUUGUAUGUGUAUAUACACAAACCGUUAGGGGGCUGUCGCUACGUUUUGAGAACGAGACGGGCGCCAAGAUGAUGUCCCGCAAGGACAACAGUUGCUUUUUGAAACUCUUAGGUUCUGAUGACAUCGUCACACAGCUACAAUGUACCGUAGUGAACGUGGCGAAACUUAGAAUAAGAUGAUAAAGUAAACGUUAGUCUGAGUCUUACAUGCAUUAAGAUAUUUCUUUUUCCCUCUAACCUAUUGACCUCUUCCCUAUUAAUAUCCGUUUAUCUCUCUGUGUGUGUGUAUAUAUAGCAUUUUUUUUUUGCCAAGGUGUUUUUUAAAAAGUGCCUUUAUUGAUGCACACGGCACUGCAGACACUUUAGUCUAUUGAAUGGACACGGGCGACGUAAUGCAGUUUCGAUUUUUCCUCCCAACUUAACCGACUUGUACAGCAUAUAAAUACGGAACAAACUCUCGGUCAUGUACAUAAAUACAUUCGGCGCGUACGCACAUACGCACGUAUAUAACCCAUGCCACACUGGGCAGUUGGAAGGGGUGGGGUGGGGAUAUAACGCGCUAAGUGGACUACGGCACACGCUCUCACAGCAUCCAACAGGAGUCCACGCAGCACCGUUGCAGGCAUGUAAAAAAAACAAAAAAACGCCAAAUGUGCAAAUUUUUUGUGCACCCGUUUGUAAACAACGCAGGACUGUGUGCAACUCGCAGCGCCGUCGAUGUACAUACGGGAUGUAAAUAUGACACCACGAAGCUGGGUUGUUGUUUCUGUUGUUUUGCUGGACCACGCGAGGUUGUUAAGUAACGCUCGAAUCAAAUACGAUGACCGUCUCGCCCACCAUCGGUCCCUCACCCCGCAACCCCAACUCUAAAAACAGCCUACUGGGAAGAUCGCAGUGACAUUACCGACAGCAAGACGGCUCUCCCCCCCCCCGCCGACCCUCUCUCUCUCCCAAAUAACCUCUCGCUGCCUGUUCUUUGAGCUUGUUCGCGUCCAGCCCUCUGAAGCAGUGCUGCGGAACUCAUUCGCUUGGGUGCGCUAUUUGGGCAGGAGCUGCGUACCUCCCCGCCGACUUUUCAUUGCCGCAAGCGAGGAGACGCGAUAUAUAUAAUGUCCCGUGAUGAGCGAUAUUCUUUCGGUUAUUGCUCGCGUGCGACGCCGCGUAACGUCGCAGCCCUUCCAUACGCACGAGACGACAACGCAGCAUCCGCGGUUUUGAUAUCGGCACACGACGACACACACACGACCAUCCAUCACUGUCCCCCUAUCGGCAUCCCUGAUAUAAUUACGGCCCGAGAUGCUCUCUGAGGCCACGGCAAUGUUAUGAGGGUGAUGGUGACGUGUUUUCGGGAAGAUUGAUUUCGCUCCGAGGAGCCGGGAAUGCCGCGGUGAGGAUGGCAGUGUGGGAAUUUGAAAUUUGAAAAUCCGGUCCGUUCAAUCCUCUGGCCCCGAGUCGCUCAAAACGCAAAAGGCGACUCGGGGUCAGAGGAACGCGCGCUCACUUGGGCAAUAUUGCAGAAUGCAAGUUUUGCCACAUUUAACUCCCCACCCCCCCCCCGUUUUGAGAUCUUGGUACAUCCUGCUAUUGAAGGAAAGCUCAGCUCUUACGUCAAUGGGAAUGUGCCAUCUCACUAAAGGGGUGUCACCACCUUUGCGGUGUUUUUAUCCCAAAAAUGUGUUUGCGGUUCAAAUCGCCCUCGAUUUCUCAAUUGGAAUAUAUUUGUAAAUGAAUCGAUGCCACCUCCCCAACUGUGAAAACUUGACAGAAUCCACUGGAAAAUAAGAGUCGCGAGACUCAAGGGUGAGGCUUUCCUCGGUUGAAGAAAAAAAACGCUGAAUCGUAAUUAAGAAUUGUUAGUUGUCUCAGCCUGUUCAAUUUUUUUUUGUUACCUGCAGCAAGGUACACAACGAGGUUGCGAUCCUGUUAAACAGAGCUUUUAGGCUCCCAGAACAAUUUUUCCGCUUACUUUUUGAUUGACGCAUUUAGUCAAAGUCAAGCAGAGAGUGGGAAUGCGCUCAUCAAUCCAGCCAGCAAUGGAAAUUCCACAUUGCUAUGGCGGGGGCGAGUAACUGUACAGGACAACCACUGUGGACCUCACACAAAGUGACAACUCCUUGUUCUCAUUAAAAAAAUAAGGAUAGGCUUUACCCUUACUGGCAAUAAAACAGUUGUUAAGAUGUUCAAACACCAAAUAGAUACCGUUUUCAAGGCAUCAAGUCUGAAUUUACUACACGUACUUGUGGCAAAACAUGCAAACAUCUUAACACAUGUUUUAUUGCCAGGAAAGGUAACCUGUUAUUAUUUUUGUUCAUAAUAUUGAUAUUGGCAAAAAAGGUCACAUAAAUACUCAUUAUGCCAUUAGCUCUGAAAAUAUAAAUGGUUGAAUCACCCCCCUCCCCCUCGGUCCAGGAUUUGAACUUACAAAUUCCCACUCACCGGUCGCACACUCUCACCCACAUGCCACCCAUGCCAAACGCGCUAUGUCAGUGCACGCGCGGUGCAACGCCAGAGGCAACUCGCCUUGCCUGUUCAUUCAUAAGGCUUCUGCCCUCCUCCUAAUGCCACCGCCCUACCACCACCACGUGUGCUCUCGGUCCCAACGGAUCUGCCUGACAGCUCUCGCGAUGCGUUCUCGGGUCGCACCCGCGCAUCGUUCACUGUGUGGGCAACGACGAUCGACGGCUUCGCUCCGCGCCGUGGGAGCCGUUUCAGCUUCUGCGCGAGGGCCGAAUCGCUCCCCGCUGCAACCCACCCCCAACCUCCUUUGCUCCUCCUCCUCCUCUUCCUGCCUGCCCUAAUCUGUUCUUGAACAAGAUCCGGGCGGUACGCGGAGCGAAACGUCGGACGUCGCGGUGAACGCCGGGCGGCACAACCAGACGACACAUCGCGGCGCCAGCGAGAAAUAAAACCGACGCAGGCAGAUCUGCCCGGCGUUCAACAAAAGAAUAACACUUCGGAAGGAGAACUGGGGAAAAAAAAAACCAUGUAAGGAGCCGCAGUAUUUUAACUUAAUUGCUGUUAUUAUUAUUGUUAUAACUAUUGCGUUUGUUUUUCAUCUUCUAAAUAUGUAUUGUACAUAGACAGCGGUUAAUGCUCUCGGCUUGCUGGGGACACUCACCGAACCCUGCGUGCAGUAAAUGGGUUAAAUCAUUCCGCACCUUGAGCCUCCUCCUCCUCCGACGGCAACAACUGGAUAAAACGAGAUGUAAAUUGUGCUGCAGCUUACCCAAGGCGACACGAACCGCAUCGGUCCAGUCUUGGCUGAUCACACCAUAAUCGUCGGAAGAAGGGCAGAAUCAAUUCCAGAUAGCUUCUGUAAACCUUCCUGUGGUUACGUGCAUCGCAAGAGUGUGUACCAGCAGCAGCAGCUGAUCCUGCAGAGCCGUCACCAUGGGGCGACGCUUCAGCGGCCUCGAGGUCAUUCUCAUCACGAUCAGCGUCCUCUUCAUGGUGGCCGCCGUGGCGCUCAUCGUGGUGAUGUUCGUUCAGCAGCCGGAUUCAGCGGCUGUCGAGCCCUCAUGCACCGAUCCCAUCGUCGAUGCCAUGCGCUUUGACUGUCACCCAGACGCCAAAGCUUCUCAGGAAUCUUGCGAGGCCCGGGGCUGCUGCUGGAAAGAAUCUGGCACUCCCAAUGUGCCCUGGUGUUUCUACUUAAAAAACAGCGGCGGCUAUGACAUUGUCGGCUCGAGCAAAACUCCAGCAGGCUUCAAAUACGAGCUGAAUAGCAACCCGGCCCCAGUAAGGUUUGGGGGCGACAUCAUCAACCGGCUGCUCCUUGAAGUGGAAUUGCAGACUAAGACCAAGCUACACUUCAAGAUCACGGAUGCCACGGCAUCACGCUUCGAGGUGCCACUGGUACCACGGUUCACGGGCGUGGCCGCCAGCGAGACCCUGUACGGCGUGGAGGUCACCGAGAAGCCGUUCGGCAUCCGCGUCAUCCGCAAGGCCACCAACAUCGUGCUGUUUGACAGCUCUGUGAACCCCAUGCGGUUUUCCGACCAGUUCCUGCAAAUAUCGACCCUUCUUCCCAGCCCUUCGAUCUACGGCUUGGGCGAGCAUGUCCACCAGAACUACCGGCACAGCACGCAGUGGAAGACCUGGCCCAUGUUCACCCGCGACGCCUUUCCGAACGGGGGCACGCACAACCUCUAUGGACAUCACCCCUUCUACAUGUGCCUGGAUAGUGCCAGCGGCAGUGCAUUUGGAGUCUUCUUGCUCAACCUGAACGCCAUGGACGUCACCAUACAGCCCACGCCAGCCCUGACAUAUCGCACCAUUGGAGGGGUGCUCGACUUUUACAUUUUUUUGGGGCCAUCGCCAGAGGAGGUGGUCCAGCAGUACCACGAGCUGAUUGGCAAGCCAAUGAUGCCAGCUUACUGGGCACUGGGAUUCCAGCUGAGCCGCUGGGGCUACACCAGCCUGCAGGACGUGCAGGAAACCGUGGAGCGGAACAGAGCCACCGGGAUGCCAUACGACGUGCAAUACACAGACAUCGACUCGAUGGAGGACCGCAAGGACUUCACGUAUGACAUGAGGAAGUGGGCCGACCUGCCCGCAUUUGUGAAGGACUUGCACGACCACAACCAACGCUACGUCAUCAUCCUGGACCCAGCAAUCGGCACCUCCCGCCGGCGAAACGGCAGCGACUACAUCCCGUACGUGACGGGCACGGAGCGCGGCGCCUGGGUCAACGAGUCCGACGGCAGCACGCCCCUGGUGGGGGAGGUGUGGCCAGGAUUGACUGUCUUCCCAGACUACACCAACCCCAUCUGCGUGCGGUGGUGGGUGGAGCAAUGUGAACAGUUUUUUAACGAAGUUCCCUACGACGGCUUUUGGAUUGACAUGAACGAGGUGUCCAACUUCGUUCAGGGCUCGGUUAAUGGCUGCAAAGAUAACAAGUGGAACCACCCAGCAUAUGUUCCAAGCAUUCUUGACGGACUCUUGUAUUCGAAGACCCUCUGCAUGGAUGCCGUGCACACGCUGGGGAGGCACUAUGACGUCCACAGCCUGUACGGACACUACAUGUCCCUCGCCACGCACGAGGCCAUCGUCCGCAUCUUCGGUGAGGAGAAGAGGAGCAUCAUCUACUCCCGGUCCACGGUGCCCGGAUCGGGAUCGUACGCCGGCCACUGGCUUGGUGACAAUGGGGCCAACUGGAAUGACAUCAAGUGGGCCAUCCCCGGCAUGUUCGAGUUCAACCUCUUCGGUUUCCCCUACAUCGGAGCGGACAUCUGUGGGUUUUUUGACGAGCCUUCGGAAGAGCUGUGCCGCCGCUGGAUGCAGGUCGGGGCCUUCUACCCGUUUUGCCGCAACCACAAUGCGGAGACGUAUCAGCACCAGGACCCGGCGUCGUUCGGCGCCAACUCCCUGCUCGUGAACUCGUCCAUCUCCGCGCUCACCAUCCGCUACACGCUGCUGCCGUACCUCUACACGUUGUUCCACCACGUGCACACGCAGGGCGGCACGGUCGUCAGGCCCCUCCUGCACGAGUUUCCGUCUGACCAGGAGACGUGGGGCAUUGACAGACAAUUUCUCUGGGGCGCCGCUUUCCUCAUCACCCCAGUACUUGACCCGGGCACAACUGAAGUUCAAGGCUACAUUCCCGAUGGGCAGUGGUACGACUACGAAACGGGUAAAUUGGUUUCCAAAAACAGGCAGCAGUACACGUUCAGCAUCCCCGAUGACAAGAUCUCACUGCUCGUGCGCGGAGGCCACAUCCUGGCGACCCAGCAGCCAGCCACGCGCACUGACCUCAGCCGGAAAAACCCCAUGGGGCUCAUUAUUGCGAUGGAUGCGGACUUUAAGGCUCAAGGAAACCUCUUCUGGGAUGACGGGGAGACCAGGGACUCGUUCCAGAAAAACAAAUACCUCUACUACACGUUCGAGUGCACUGACAAUCUACUACGGGUCACCAUGGCCGGAGGGUACACGGACCCGGACGGGAUCAACAUUGAUGAGCUGAGACUGCUGGGCCUCAGGUCUCCAAUCGGGAGUGCCAAAGUCAUCAGCUCAGAGGGAGGAGAAGUGAUCAUUCCGACCAACCAGGUCUCUUUCGACAAAUUCAACAGGGUGGGCCACAUCCGAGGCCUGGGCAUGCGCCUGGGCUCAGGGUACGAGGUGCAGUGGGAGUACACCGAGGAGGAGCUCUUUGACUGCUACCCGGAGGCCAAUGCCUCAAAGUCGACCUGCGAAAGCCGUGGUUGCAUAUGGAAGGAGCACACGACACCUGGCAUGCCGUGGUGCAUCUACGAUGGCGGCUACGGCUACGAGGCGACGGGCGCCCCCACCCCCACCGCCAUGGGCCAGCGCGUGGUCAUCAAGCGCAACGCGGGCUACCCACGCCGUUACCACAGCGGCAGCAACCCCACGGUGGAGACUCUCAACGUGGACGUCGAAUUCUUCAGCAACCACAGCCUCAGAGUCAAGAUUUACGAUCCAGCAAAAGCUCGGUAUGAAGUUCCGGUCCCACUCAACAAACCGAACGUCCCCGGUGGCACCGCGGCUUCCCGUUUGUACCAUGUGGAGUUCGUGGACAGCCCAUUCGGAAUCCGCAUCAUCCGCAAAAGCACAGGGAAAGUCAUCUGGAACUCGCAGGCACCCGGCUUCACCUUCACGGACCGCUUCAUCCAGAUGUCCGCGCUGCUGCCGAGCGAGAACAUCUAUGGCUUUGGCGAGACUGAGCACGACACGUUCAAGCUCAAGCUCAAUUGGGAGACGUGGGGAUACUUCUCGAAGGAUCAGCCUCCCGGGUACAGAGCAAACGCAUACGGGGUGCAUCCCUACUACAUGUCGGUGGAGGAUGGGGCCAAUGCGCACAGCGUUCUGCUAUUCAACAGCAAUGCUAUGGACAUUGUUCUGCAGCCCAACCCAGCGGUGACUUACCGCACCACGGGGGGCAUCCUUGACUUCUACUUCACACUCGGACCCAGCCCAGAGGAGGUCACGCAGCAGUACACUGCACUCAUCGGACGCCCGGCCAUGCCUCCUUACUGGUCUCUGGGCUUCCAGCUGUGCCGCUACGGCUACGCCAACGACACGGAAAUCCUGAACCUCUACAAUGACAUGAAGGCAGCAGGCGUCCCCUAUGACACUCAGUACGGUGACAUCGACUACAUGGUGAGGCAGUUGGACUUCACCUUAAACAAGGAAAAGUUUGGAAACUUCCCCAACCUGAUCAGACACAUGCACGACGAGGGCAUGCGAAUCAUCAUCAUCCUGGAUCCAGCAAUCGCUGCGAAUGAGACUGAGCCAUAUCCUGCAUACAUUCGAGGUGUGGAAAAUGACGUUUAUAUGAAACGUCCAGAUGGACAAAUCAUGUUUGGAAAGGUGUGGCCUGAUUAUCCUCACGUUGAAGUGAAUGAUACUCAAGACUGGGACUAUCAAGUUGAGCACUACCGGGCGUACGCUGCCAUGCCCGACUUCUUCCGCGAGCGCACCGCUCGGUGGUGGCAGCGCGAGAUCGAGGAGUUCUACCGGAAUCCAACAACGCCAGCCGACAGCAUGGAGUUCGACGGAUUGUGGAUCGACAUGAACGAACCGGCGAGCUUUGUCCACGGAUCUACGUCGGGAUGUGAAGAUAAGGAUUUGAACGAGCCUCCGUACAUGCCCCAUCUAACCCAACAGGACGUCUUCUGGGGCCUCCAGCACAAGACCAUGUGCAUGGAGGCACUGCACGAGCUUCCCGACGGGUCGAAGGUCCAGCACUACAACGUGCACAGCCUCUACGGCUGGUCUCAGACCAAGCCCACGCUGGACGCCCUGCACAAUGUGACGGGCAAGCGUGGCAUCGUGGUGACCAGGUCCACCUUCCCUGGCAGCGGACAGUGGUCUGGGCACUGGCUGGGUGACAACUCUGCUCGCUGGGACAACCUUGACAAGUCCAUCAUCGGCAUGAUGGAGUUCAGCUUGUUUGGCAUCACUUACACGGGCGCUGACAUCUGUGGCUUCUUUGGGGACUCCAACUACGAUCUGUGUGCUCGCUGGAUGCAAUUGGGAGCCUUCUACCCAUACUCCCGCAACCACAAUGGCAAGGGGAACAUCCGGCAAGACCCCGUGGCCUGGGACACAGCGUUUGCCGAAAUGUCCAAGAGAGUGCUGGAGAUCCGUUACUCGCUGCUUCCAUACCUCUACACCCUCAUGCACGAGGCCCACGCCCACGGCUCCACUGUCGUGCGUCCCCUCCUUCACGAGUUUCUCAGUGACAAUGAAACCUGGGCAAUUUCCAAGCAGUUCCUUUGGGGUCCAGCACUUCUCAUAACUCCUGUGCUGGAGGAGGAGAAGGUGACUGUGAGAGGCUACGUGCCCGACGCUCGUUGGUACGACUAUCAAACGGGUGCCCAACUGACCGAGCGUAAGGAGUACAAAGAGAUGAAUGCUCCCUGGGACACGAUUAACCUGCACGUGCGGGGAGGCUAUAUCCUUCCAACGCAACAGCCGGCCAACACAACCAAGUACAGUCGCCAGAAGCCCAUGUCACUGCUUGUGGCACCGGAUUCUUCGGGGACUGCCACGGGAUCUCUCUUCUGGGACGAUGGUGACGGCAUUGACACAUUUGAAACACAGAAAUACUUUUUGACCACGUUCCAAGUCACUAAGAAUGGCACUGUGAGCACCCUGCGUAACAGGCUUGCACACGACGGCGCAGAAAGCGAUGCAGCUGGGCUCGUGCUGGAGUCAGUGAAAGUCCUGGGUAUCGCGACGGCCACAAUCACAUCUGCUAAGCUGGAUAUUGAUAGCAGCGGCACAUUCCAGAAUGUAACCAUCAGUCAAGUCUCAGGAACACAAAUCCUUAUCAUUGAGUUACAAGGCCAAAUUGUUCCGUUGACAUCAGCCUUCACCAUCACUUGGGAGUAAACUACAAUGCAAACGCUGAAAUAGUUACACCAUCUGUGACCCUCAAGACCUCCCCUCUUCGAAGUUCUGCUGUUGGCUAGUUCAAGUGCUACUGUAAGAGAAUGGUACAAUCUGCUUCACAAAAUUUCACGCGGAACAUACCAACCGGGGUAUUCAACUUAAAACAGGGGUUGGGGAGCCGACAGUCACGUGGGUCCCAUACAGACCAACAACUUCAGUUCAUACGACCGGCAGCCACACGGGGUGCACAACCUCAAAACAGCCUGCAAACUACACGCAUCCGUUACCAGCAGCGUCUUAGCAGCACCAACCUGGCGCAAGAAGUGGAUAUUUUUCAACCUUGCCGUCACUGUCCUUCUGGUAUCUGUGUGCAGUCAAUGCACACGGGCCUCGAGUAAUGAAGGUUGAGUGUAAACGUCAUUUGAAGUCCUAUUUAUUUAACACUCCGUACGGAUACCCAACCCCUGACUAAAGGCAUGUCUCUAGAUAAGGUUGAUUGACGGGUGUUGAAUCUAUGCUUGGUCAAGUUUCAGGUUAAGGAACUCACUGAAUGGCAAAAUGCAUGAGCCACGUAUAAUGAUUUGGCUACCUAAGCAGACGCUUCUGAAUUGGAGGGAAUAUGUUCCGUGUGAGAUUUUUGUUUCUAUCACUGCGAUUGUCAAUUUUAAUCCCCAGUGAUGGGUGUUAAUUCAGCUUCAAACCAGUAAGGAUGGAUUAAAAAAAAACGUUCGUCAAAAACCCCGUGUUAAAAGAAAGAAUAUAUAAAAGGCACAGCAAGUAAACAAAUGCAGAAGCGCCCUUGCCCGAAACGUUAGCCAAUUACAAUUUGUUUCCCUUUUAAAGCCGGUGCCGUUGACGAAUGCAAGUGGAUUUUUUUAGUUUUUUGUUGUUCUGUGCCUACGCGCCACUGCCAACGCAGCAUCACCAUACACGUUCGUUGAAUUGUAAGAAAAUGUUUAAUAAACGAAUAGAAAUGAUACAUUUUAAUAUGAAUAACAUCGUUUUGCUGGGGAGGGGAGCUCCCCGUCUUCUCAUUAUCCUCUUCUAGUUCUCGUUUUGUGAUUGCUCCAUUAUCGGCCGUAACUUAACAGCCGUUCAGUUAUUUGCUUGAUGGGUUUUUGUUGUUGUAAUUACUACUUAAUUGUGCAUUUUAUUCAUUUUCCGGUAAGAGCUUUUAUAUUUUUUUGUCAUCCGCUGCAGAAGAACAAGCGUAAUGCCGAUGUCUGUACGCAACCGUCGGCUCUCGUUUAAAACUUUGCUUGUAAAUUAUCUGAAGCUACUAACACCGAGCGAAAUUGCGUGCUUAAUGUAACAAUUUCAUGUGAUCAAUAAUAAAUUAAUGUCUACUUUAA
Messenger RNA from Petromyzon marinus (sea lamprey), 10426 nucleotides. RefSeq names its product sucrase-isomaltase, intestinal-like. NCBI's taxonomy places the organism in Eukaryota, Metazoa, Chordata, Hyperoartia, Petromyzontiformes, Petromyzontidae. The record is from RefSeq and is a predicted model, not a curated record. Gene Ontology annotation, biological process: carbohydrate metabolic process. Gene Ontology annotation, molecular function: alpha-1,4-glucosidase activity; carbohydrate binding.